Molecule: messenger RNA, 770 nt
Organism: Camelina sativa (false flax)
Lineage: Eukaryota; Viridiplantae; Streptophyta; Magnoliopsida; Brassicales; Brassicaceae
Product: psbQ-like protein 3, chloroplastic
Biological process (GO): photosynthetic electron transport chain; photosynthesis
Cellular component (GO): photosystem II oxygen evolving complex; photosystem II; extrinsic component of membrane
Molecular function (GO): calcium ion binding
Source: RefSeq, a predicted model, not a curated record
AGGUUUGGUUGGUUGUUCAAUGGCGCAGAUACUUUGUUUGCUCAUUGAAACGGCUUAAUACAUGGCGCUUUCGAAGUCACCACCACAUUUAACUCUCAUUCACAAUCAAAACUCUCCAAUUGAUAAAGCUGAUUCUAUCUUAACAUUUUCCAUUGAUACAUUCAGAAGAAGAAGAAGACGAAGAGACGUUUUACUCUCAGUUUCAGGAACACUAAUCACUCAACUGUUCUUCUUCGAUAGCAACCGCUCUUCUUCUGCGAAUGCCGCUGAUUUUUUCAACUUCGGCGCUCCUGAACCUGAGCCUGAACGAACCGUCGAACUUGCUAAGGAAGGGUUAAGAAAAAAUGCAGAAAAUAUACAAAGAAUUAAAGAGGUGAUGAUAGAAAAAAAAUUGUGGAAGGAAGGAGGGAAAGAGCUAAGGAGAAGUGCAUCUAACAUGAAGCAAGACUUUUACUUAAUCAUCCAAGCAAAGCCUCCUAAGGAUAGACCUCUUUUUAGGUCUCUUUAUUCCUCUCUCUUCAAUUCUAUCACCAAGAUGGAUUAUGCAGCAAGAGAUGAAGAUGAAACUAAGGUAUUGGAGUACUAUAAGAUUAUUGUUGCGAUCCUCGAUGACAUCUUUCCUCGAAUUUAAUUUCGAACAUUAAUAUUAUUUUAGGAAAUCGAGUCCCAUUUGUUGUCAUGUUCUUUCUUGUCUUUCCAAAGGAAAACACUAGUUGAAAUACAAAGUGACAAGAUAAAAAGUUGGCAAAUGUUUUUUUUUGUAUUAUUUA